Messenger RNA from Cornus florida, 916 nucleotides. RefSeq lists its product as uncharacterized. The coding region runs from base 1 to 687 and encodes 228 amino acids. NCBI's taxonomy places the organism in Eukaryota, Viridiplantae, Streptophyta, Magnoliopsida, Cornales, Cornaceae. The transcript is spliced from 2 exons. The record is from RefSeq and is a predicted model, not a curated record.
AUGGCUGUCCUAGCUUGUGAGUUUAUUGAGAUUGAUUGCACACAAUUAUAUGGAUCGAUCUUCUCUGUUGGGAAUUCAAUCAAGGGAAAGGUGAAAAAACUCUGCAGCAUAUUCGAAUCCACCAAAUUCCCAACAUCAGUUCUGGAUGAAUCGCAAUCGCAAUUACAAUCGCCUACCAAAUCGAUCGAAUCCGAUUCUAGGGUUUCUUUGUUCACGACCAACCCUCUAAUUCGAUUGCCGGGUACUGAAGAUCGAAUUGUCGUCUAUUUCACCAGUUUGAGGGGAAUUCGGAGGACGUUCGAGGAUUGUUGUGCUGUGAGGAUGAUAUUGAGGGGAUUUAGGGUUUUCGUCGAUGACCGCGACAUUUCCAUGGAUUCAACUUAUAGGAAAGAGUUGCAGAGUGUUCUGGGCAAAAAGAAUGUGACUUUGCCACAAGUGUUCGUCCGAGGGAAGUACAUUGGAGGUGCUGAUGUGAUCAAACAGCUUCAUGAGGUUGGUGAAUUGGCCAAAAUUCUCAGUGGACUUCCGAUUCAAGAACUUGGGUUUGUCUGCAAGGGCUAUGGGGAUGCCAGGUUCAUUCCGUGCUCGAAUUGUAGUGGAAGCAGAAAGGUUUACGACGAAGACGAAGACCAGUUGAAGAGAUGCCUGGAGUGCAAUGAGAACGGGUUGAUCCCGUGUCCAACUUGAUGUUCUUCUAGAUAAUAUAAUAUAUAUCACCAUCUGACCUUAACUUCUUCAACUUUGAUGAAGGUUUUUUUUUUUUUUUUUUUUUUUUUUUUUUUUUUUUUUUUUUUUUGCACUUGGAGAGGGGAGCAGUUGCAGUUGGAGAAGGAAGAAGAAAUUUUGGACUCAAUUUACAAACAGGGCUACAACGGUCAUAUUGCAAAGGUAGUUAUGGAAUUAUAUUAGAAAGUAA